AUCUUGUUGGUAUUGAGCUUAAUUAGUUAUGGACCUUUGAAAGGAUAUGGUUGAGAAACUGCCAUCCCUCCCCUCCCUCUUCAACCUCACUAGAUAUUAUUUCUUCAACCUCAUUUGGAUUUGAUACUUCUUCUUCAUUGAUAUUUCUUCAACCAUGGUGGCGAUGGCAACCACCACCCUAUCACCACCACUCACACCCCUUUAUUCAACCUCAACCUCAAGCAUCUCAUUCACCCUCAAAACCCCAUCACCAAUCCAUCUCAAACCCAUCAACCACUGUCGCCGGACCACCACCCUCAUCAUAACCAAAUCCAAAAACACCGAUUCAGCCGACGGCCCAGACCGCUUAAUCUCCGCCAUCUGUUACUUCUACCCCUUUUUCGACGGCAUCCAAUACGGAAAAUACGUGAUCAACCAGUUCACAUUCCUCCAAACCAUAAUUCAACCACUUGUACCCGCCAUAAGAGUCUUUAAAAGCUUCCCUUUUAACGGCUUCUUGGUGUUUUUAACACUUUACUUUGUGGUUGUUAGGAACAAUAAUUUUAGUAGGUAUGUUAGGUUCAAUACUAUGCAGGCUAUUGUCCUUGAUGUGCUGCUCAUCUUUCCUGAUCUUUUGGAGAGGAGUUUUAACCCAAGAGAUGGGAUUGGGUUGGAUUUGGUUAUGAGUUUGGAUAGUACUGUCUUUUUGUUUAUGUUGGUUUGUUUGAUUUAUGGAUCAUCUUCUUGCUUUUUGGGUCAGAUUCCUAGGUUGCCCAUUGUUGCAGAGGCUGCUGACAGGCAAGUCAUGUAAACAGUUAAACUAAGGUUGUUGAUUGGAUUGUAUAAAAGUGUAAUAAAAAAAUUGUGUUGUCAUUAGAUUA
Molecule: messenger RNA, 860 nt
Organism: Helianthus annuus (common sunflower)
Lineage: Eukaryota; Viridiplantae; Streptophyta; Magnoliopsida; Asterales; Asteraceae
Product: protein TIC 20-v, chloroplastic
Exons: 1
Coding region: 155-790 (211 amino acids)
Source: RefSeq, a predicted model, not a curated record